AUGGCCAAGGAGAGGGAGAAAUCAGCAGCCGGCGGCGAGAAGAAGCUGUUUAUGGGAGUCGUAUGGAACUGCGCCGCCGAGCUCAAGCUCCUUUUGACCGCUCUCCUCAUCCUCUGCUCCGUCGCCACCCUCCUCCAGUUCCUCCCUUCCCGCUUCACCAUCUCCACCUCCGAUCUGCGCUUCUGCAUCUCCCGAAUCACCACCACCACCACCACUAUCUCCACCACCACCGCCGCCGACGCCGCCGCCCUCGCCGCUCUCAACUCCUCCUCCUCCUCCGCCGCCCAUACCGCCUCACAUCUCGUCGUUCCGCCGCCUCCCCUUCCUUCGUCUCCCCCCGCCGUCGAAAAGGACAAGGUGCUCGAGAACGGCGUAAUCAAGCGCGUAUUCAACCCGUACGGCUCCGCCGCCUACAAUUUCAUCACAAUGGGGACUUACAGAGGCGGGCUCAACACCUUCGCCAUUAACGGUCUCGCUUCCAAACCUCUCCACCUCUACUCCAAACCCACUUAUCAAUGCGAGUGGGUCCCCGAACCGUCGUCGAAUUCCAAUUCCUCCGCCGCUCCUCCUCCUCCGAUAACCACCGUCGGUUACAAGAUGCUUCCCGAUUGGGGGUACGGCCGGGUCUACACCGUCGUCAUCGUGAACUGCACUUUCGCCGAGCCAAUCAACACCGACAAUUCCGGAGGCAAGCUCUACCUCCUCGCCUCCACAUCCGGCGGCGGCGACACCAAAUUCAACACCACCGACCGAAUCCAGGUCCUGGAGGAGCCGAAAGGGAGCGUCGAUUUUGGGGUUUUCACCUCCAAGCCCAAGUACGACUACCUCUACUGCGGUUCGUCGCUGUACGGCAACUUGAGCCCGCAGAGGGUGAGGGAGUGGAUUGCCUACCACGUGAGGCUGUUCGGGGAGAGAUCUCACUUCGUCAUUCACGACGCCGGCGGCGUCUACGACGAGGUGUUCGAGGUUCUGAAGCCGUGGAUGGACCUGGGAUACGUGACGCUGCAGGACAUUAGGGACCAGGAGAGGUUCGAUGGGUAUUACCACAACCAGUUCAUGGUGGUGAACGAUUGCCUUCACCGCUACAAGUUCAUGGCUAAGUGGAUGUUCUUCUUCGAUGUCGACGAGUUCAUCUACGUCCCGCCUAAAAGCACCAUCAAAACUACUCUGGAUUCGCUUUCCGAGUACAACCAGUUCACCAUUGAACAGAUGCCCAUGAACAGUAAGCUCUGCCUCACCGCCGACUAUGGCAGAUACUACAGGAAAUGGGGGAUGGAGAAGCUGGUGUACAAGGACGUGAAGAAAGGGAUAAGGAGGGACCGGAAGUACGCGAUCCAGCCGAGGAAUGUGUACGCGACUGGGGUGCACAUGUCGCAGAACCUGGUGGGGAAGACGAACCACAAGACGGAAGGGAAGAUCAAGUACUACCAUUACCAUGGCUCCAUCGCGCAGAGGCGGGAGCCGUGCAAGACGCUGCUGAACGUGACCGAAACUUACUUCGACAAGACGCCAUACGAGCUGGACACGACGAUGAGGGACAUUGCCUGGGCGGUCAAGAAGUUCGAGCUCAAAAUGAUUGGCACCAGGCUGCAGAACACGCGGCAGUGA
Molecule: messenger RNA, 1608 nt
Organism: Linum trigynum
Lineage: Eukaryota; Viridiplantae; Streptophyta; Magnoliopsida; Malpighiales; Linaceae
Source: the annotation of a GenBank genome assembly